Messenger RNA from Paramecium octaurelia, 5472 nucleotides. The record is from the annotation of a GenBank genome assembly. Lineage: Eukaryota; Ciliophora; Oligohymenophorea; Peniculida; Parameciidae.
AUGGAAACAGUACUUCAAGAGAGUAUACUUGCAUUGACCUUCAAUCAUGAGAGAAGUAGUAUAAUCUACUUGGCUCAACCAAGUUUUUAAGGUGAAAAUCCAAUAAAUGAGUUGAUUGAAUUGGAUUUGCACAAUCAAACUGUAUUGGAGAGGUAAUUAAUUACGAUUGAAGUUUUAGAUACAUCAUAUCAAAGUAAUUGCCAAACCAACCACCUUUUAUGCUGAUCACUUCUAGAAGGAAAGGAUAUUUAAUUUUGGCAUUCCAACCAUCCUUGAUGGAGAUAUGGCAAUUGGGAAGUAGUGCACAAGGAUUCAAUCAAUCCAUUUGGUCAGGUGAAACCAAGGGCAGAAGUGGAUACGAAAUUUAACAUGCUGAUGUGAGCAAUCUGGAUGUAAGUUUUGCAUUUUACUACUUAAAAAGGGCAUUCUAUUCUUUAGUGCUAUAGAUCAACGAAAUAUUUAUUGUGCCAAUAUUGAUGACACAAUUCAGUCGAAUGGAAAUGAAUUGAUUUUAAGUAAAUUGAGAUUGCCUGAAAGAGUAAGCGUCAACGAUCUGAAAUGUCAUCCUACAGAUUAUAAAAUAUGCAGUGCAUGUUCAGAUGGAUUAGUAAGAGUAUGGAAUCAAACCACUUACACUCAAUUAAACAGUAUACAGGAUGAACAUAACAUAAUUAUCUCGCUUGCAUUCCAAUAAGAUGGACAAAAGUUGCUGUGUGGAUGCGAUAAUGGAAAGGUACUUAAAUCAAUACUAUAAACAAUAUAGAUCUUGUGUUAUGAUGCAAAGACGCUAGGAGAUAGAAACAUACUGUUGGCCAUCUAUUAAUUAGAGUAGAAUCAUAACAAUGGGAUUUUGUGUUUACAUUGGGUAAAUUACAACGGAGCCAUCAAUUGCAGUUAAUUUUUGGCUUAUCUCUAUGAUGGAAAUAUCAAAUUGUUAAAUAUCAAAUUGCUUGUACCCUAAGAUAUGAUCAGAGAUCAAAAGGUAUCCAAAUCAAAAAAAUAAGAACUCUUUGGAAGCAUCAAAGAAAUUCAAAAUCUAUAAGCCAUUAAAAAUGAUCUAAAAUACAAUGCCUAGCGACAAUAACCAAAUAUUGGAUUAUCUAAAUUCAUAUAGAUUCACCCCUAUGCCAACUUUGUCAGUCUUAAUUCCAUCAAGACAUUGCCGGAUUAAACUCUCCAAAGCCAGAUAUUCUACUAAUACAAAACGUAGAUCAUUCUACUCAAUGAUAACACCAACCUCUUGGCUGAAUACCCUGUGUGUUCACAAUAAUAUUAAUAUUCCUUUUAGGAACUUUUUCCAGAUGAGAAUAAUAGAAUCCUAACCUAAAGAUAUCUCUACUAUAUUGAUCAACACACCAUGGAAAUCAAAUAAUAUUGUCUAGCUAAAGGAAUAUUGAAAUCAAUUGCUAAUUUAAGAUAGAUGAUUUUGGUUGAAAAUCCGAUCUUCUACCAAUUAAGCGUGAGACCAAACUCUCUCAAAUUCGCUUAAAGAACACAGUUCCUCUUAAGUUAUAAGAUAGAAACUACCUAUAGAUGUUGUACAGUCAUGUCUAAUGAUGGAGUAUUAUCGGAUAACUUAAAGGAAUAUCCUGCCAGAUUUUCCAUGUUCUUAGGUGAAGAAUGUUGGGCAAAUCCUCCAUUGUUUUUGUUGUAUGAGGAUAGAUCAAGCUACAGUAUAAUAUUCGAGGAUACUCUACCUUAGGAGGAAGAUAUGCUAAAAUUAUUGAAUAAAUAAGACAAGGAUAAAUUGCAAAAUCAAAUGAAACAAUCAUUAAAUUUAAAAGUCUAAAGAAUGUUUUGGACUCCUUUGAGAUCUGGGUUCGUUGUAAUUUAUCAGCCAAUGAAUGAAAACAUCCUGAAAUUUAGUAGAAAUAGAAAUCCAGAUAAUAAUCUCUUAGAUCUAUUAAUGCAAAGUGGUUCUGAGAUGAUUUUCAAAUUUGGGAGCGACGAGUAAGUGACAGAUUUAGUCUGGUAGAAGGAUCAACACAUUGGAGCUGUUGUCACCAUUCAUAAUGUGUAUAUAGUAGAUGAUAGUUUGAACACUCUCAAAUUGAUAUCACUUCAACCUUAAGUGAAUAAAAAGUAAUUGCAAUUAUGAUAAAUUAGGAAUCGUAUUCUUCUUACAUAUUGGAUGGCUCAGACCUUAAUUCUAUAAACAAAAUUCCACAUACUUUAUGUUUUGCUCAAUGGCACUUGUGCCUCGAUAUAAUCGAUUGAUAAUUAUGAGGAAAAGAAUGUGCUUUCUGCUUUGUUGUGGGAUAGGAUGAUUUUGCUAUGUUAGAGGUAACUAUUUGUUUUUAUGAUUAGUCAUUCCAAAAAGUAAAAUAAUAUAGAAAUCAAAACAAAAUGGAUCAAUAUUCUAUAACCCAUUUUGCAAGGGUAUAUCCACAAUAAAAGAUUCUUUAAUUAAGAAGUAGAUGAACCUACUAUUACUAAAUUGCUAUUGACUUUUGCAAAUCCAAAUAUUGAUUAUUCUCUCAUUAAAGACUUAGAAUAGUAAAAAUAACACAUUAUCAUAAAGAUUCGUCUCAUGUGCCAAGUUUAUUAUUUAACUUGAUGAUUGCAAUUAGUUUACUAAGCAUCAAAAAGCUAAAUUUUUCAUGAAUACCUUGGAUCAUGAGAAUUUAAAUGAAACAUUGUUUGGUGGUGCGGGAAUCAUUAAUAAUGAUGACUUGUAAUAGCAAUUGAUCAAAAAAAUCAAGGACAGAAGAUUCGAAUACUUAAAAGUCCUCCUUGAAUAAGCAAAAUAAUAUUAUCUUAUGACAUUUUAAUACAGGAUUGCCGCAGAAAUCGAUGCAAUCCUUAACAAAUAACCUAAUUUCAUUAUUUAAAUCUUAAAAAGGCAGAAAUAAAUAGAUAAUAUCGAUUAGUAUUUGACUAAAGAAUACACCACGAAUGAUGAGGCAAUACAAUUGGCGCAUAAGGUCCAAAAUCAAGGUAAUAUGUUCUUCAGAGACAAUAUUAAACAAUUAAUAGAGUUUUUGACUCAAUAAUAGCAACAGAUUAAGAACAAUUCAGAUACUCAAAAUAUGCUGCCUUCUUAUUACUUUACUGAUUACUUAUUAGAAAAGUUACAACAAUUAUAAAAUAUGAAGUCUUUGCAAAGUAAAGUGGAAUUUGGCAAGGAUAAAUUCAAUUUAAUUUAUGAGGAUAUUAGGAAUGAUGAGGAUGAGGAAGAGACUGUUGUUGAUAACAAGGUUAUUAGAAUAUUUGAUAGAUUAACUUACGAUACCAUUGGUUUCUUUUUAGGUGUUGGUGGACAACCAUAAUCUCAAUAAGUUAACAAUAUGCUUGAUGCAAAAAAUGAUGAUGAGGAUGGCAAACAAAAAUAAGAUUAACAAUAUGAUUUCAAUGACAAUAGCACUAAAGAAUUCUAAGAACUUCUCAUUUAUUGGAGAAUAGAUGAAGGAAAGGGCAAUAAAAUAGGAGAUUAUGGCAAUUAUAAUUGUGCUGGUGAUAUUUAUGUAAAUAAGGAGGUUAGCUCAGAAACAGAGAAUUUGUGGGAAAAGUUAGAAGAAAGUGACCCUAUGGAUUAUCAAGAUCUAUGGGGAAAUGUUUGUAAUGCAUAAUAAGGGUUUGAAAUCGGUCCUCAAGCAGGAAUUCAAACAAGGAAAAAGAAUUAUUGGAAGAAGAACAAACUUUCAGAUUUUACAAUUGAGAUGUGGAUCAAACCAUUAUAGUCAUCUGGACAGAUAUUAUAAGUAGAUCAAAAUUUUAUACUCAACAUAAAUGAGUUAAAUAUUGAAGUUAUUAUUGAUGGAUAAAUUGUGUAAUUCAAUAUUGAUGAAAACGAUGAGUAUAACCCUAUGAAUUAACCGUAAGUUAAGGUAAAUUUUUGGAAUCACAUUUGUUUAUCCUAUGAACAAUCAGCAAGUGUGUUAUAUUUAUAUAUUUAAGCCAAAUAUCAAUUUAGUUGUCAAGAACUUGAAAUUUCUAAUGAACUCUUUAAGAAUAAAAAUUUGAUUUUGGGUCAAACAACUCAAGAGCCAAAUCCAAAAUAUCCAAUCAUUAAGUGCUUAAUAACAGAAUUCAGAUUUUGGAAGCAAAAGUUUUAACUCAAGGAAGUCCGAGAUGGCUAUAGAUAGCCUCUGCCUAUUGUUCAUGAGAAAUAGAAGGAAAUUAAAAUUGAUAUUAAAUAAGAAUCCAAACCCAAACCUACCACAGGAUUGAACGCAUUUUAGGGAUUGAAAUUAGAUUUCGCCUUAGAGCCAAUUGAGGAAAAACCAACCAAAGAAAUAUAGUAGGAAGAUGAUGGAUAAAACGUAUAACAAGUAGAACAACCAAACUCUGAUUUCGGUUGGUUUGGAGGGUCGUAACCAAAUUAAUAAUAGAAUAAUAAUUUUGAAUUCGAUAGCAAUUUUAAUGCAUUUGCUUAAGCUGCUGUUCCUCAAAACUAAUAAGGAGAAUGGGGAAGUGACUUCAGUGAAUUUGCAAAUUUUGAUCAUCAAAAGCCUACUUAGAAGAACGAUUUUUCUUCUUUUUCUAAUGAAAAUCCAAAACCUCAAAAAACUUAGCAAUAGUAAGAGUAAAAAGUUAAGGAUGAAACGAAACCAGCAUAAUAAUAAAAAUAGAAAUAAGAAUAGCCGAAAGUAGAAUAAUAAUAAGUCCCUAAAUAAACAGAUAAAUAAUAAUCAUAGUAAUAAUAAUAAUAACAAUAACAAUAAUAAUAAUUACAACAAAAUUAAUAAGUCCCAUAAAAAAAUUCUAUAUAAGAAAUUUAACAAAUAGUUGAUCAAGCAGUUAAAUCAUUUGGUCUUAAAUAAACAAAAGAAGGGGUAGAUAAUUUGACAAAAGCAUUUUAAAAACUUAAUGAAUAUUUGCAGGGAAACAAAGAAAAGCUUUAAAGAGUAUUAAUAUUAUUAUAUAAUUAAGAUAUAAAAAUUCAUUGUCCAUUGUGCUUAAUAUAGAUUUGCCUUUUAGCUACUGAUUGGAAUAAAUUAAAUGCAUGAGAAAGGCAAUUUUAAAAAAGAAAUCUAUAUGCAUUUAAUUUUGAUUCAUUAAAAUAUCAUCCCGAGCCACAAACUUCAUUGGAUCAUUUAAUCAAUAUUUAUUUGUAUUGAAUAUGAAAACACAGCUCUUGCAGAAACAUUACUUAAUUAGUUGAAGUAGAGCUUAGAUAAAGUUAAACUUACAGAAGAAGAUGAUUAAUUGCUAAAGGAGUGUGAAUCAAAGUUAGCCAAAAUUCAAGAUAAAAAAAAUUCUGGAUUAUACAAAUUGACAUGUCCUAAUUGUAAAAGUCACUUCCCAUUCAAAGGGAUAAAGAAAUGCAAUAAAUGUAAUAAAGAUUUUUUUAUUUGUCAAUUUAAAUUGCUAUGCAUAUCUAAGGUUGAUUGUCUGAAAUGCAAGGCUUGUGAAUCUGUUUUCAGCAAGGAGUCAGGGUAAGUUGGUUAAAGGUGUCCAUAUUGUCAUAUAGAUGUUUUGAAUAUACCUGGCGCUUGAUUUUGAUUAUUUUAUUCAUUACAUAACAAUGCC